CAUCUCCCACAAACGUAUUGGUUAUCAGGCGAAGGCGAGUAGCUGCUGCUUUCAGUCUCUCCGGUUGCGGCAUUAAGGGCAAAGGUUUUUCGAUCGUAUCAUUAUUGCACGCAAAACACCGAUGCAAUGACUUUCCUGGAGUUCCUGCUGCUCCUGCUGGUGCUAUACUACGUGGUCUAUGUGCUCCUGUGGAUCCUGCUCGAUUGCAAUGUGGCGCUGUGGUACAAAUCCCGUUUCGGUGUCUCCCUGUGCUCGAUGCGCGGCCAGGUGGUUUGGAUAACAGGCGCUUCCAGCGGAAUUGGUCGAUCGCUGGCCUUGAGUCUGGCCAAGCAUGGCGUUAAGCUGGUGCUCAGCGCUCGACGAGUGGAGCAACUAGAGCAGGUGCAAGAGGAGUGCCUGGCGGCAGCCAGGGGUCUGCUGGCCACCAAGGAUGUGAUGAUCCUGCCCAUGGAUAUGCAAAUUGAGCAGCACAAGACCCAUCUCUAUGCGGUGCUCAAUCACUUCGAGAGACUGGAUGUCCUGGUGAACAAUGCCGGGCGUUCGCAGCGAGCCAGCUGGACGGAGAUCGACAUCGAGGUGGAUCGUGAGCUGUUCGAACUGGAUGUAUUCGCCGUGGUUCAUCUCAGUCGCCUGGUGGUUCGUUACUUUGUGGAACAGAGGGGAGGCCGGGGACACUUGGCCGCCACAUCCAGCAUAGCGGGCUUCAGUCCGGUCCCAUUUUCCGCCACUUAUUGCGCGGCCAAACAUGCCCUCAACGCCUAUCUGCUGUCCCUGAAGGUGGAGAUGCGUAAGCUGGACAUUAGCAUCUUUGCACCGGGUCCCAUUGCCACGGACUUCCUGCAGGAGGCCUUCACGGGCUCACAGGGUGGCAAGGUGGGCCUGAGCACCGCCAAUCAAAAACGGAUGACGGCUGAGAGAUGCGGUGAACUCUUCGCCGUGGCCCUGGCCAAUAAGAUGGAUCUCACCUGGUGUGGCCUCUUUCCGGUUAAUCUGUUGGCCUAUUGCGCCAGGAAUCCGACACUGACCAAGAUUUUGGGUCACUUUAUGACCGAGAAGACGCUGAACAAGAUACGUGAGGGCAAACUGUAAAAGAUUUUGAUUUACGCCUCAACCUCUCCCUGCUCCUAAUGGUUCUCGAACAACUUUUAUACAAUUGUUU
Messenger RNA from Drosophila serrata, 1159 nucleotides. RefSeq names its product dehydrogenase/reductase SDR family member 7. The record is from RefSeq and is a predicted model, not a curated record. Lineage: Eukaryota; Metazoa; Arthropoda; Insecta; Diptera; Drosophilidae.